Molecule: messenger RNA, 797 nt
Organism: Dermacentor albipictus
Lineage: Eukaryota; Metazoa; Arthropoda; Arachnida; Ixodida; Ixodidae
Source: RefSeq, a predicted model, not a curated record
UCCGUUGUGGUAUUUUGUUCCUCGGAGGCAUGCCCUCGGAAUCGGAAAAAGGAGGUGAUCAAUAUGCAGUCGUCAAGUUUCCAGAGGAAGGCAACUCUGUGGCUCUUGUACAUACCAAGUGGCUGCAUGGCGAUGUCUGCUUGUGGCCACAGGAUUCCAAGAAUGUUUCGUAUUUAGCAAAAUGUGGAGCCUCUCCAUCCUCCAACUGGCAAGUCGUGCCAUGUGUGCCCAUAGACACAUUCAGAACAUAUGAUGCAGCGCGACAAAAGCUCAAGCAAGCUGAAGAUGGGUCAGACUUGGGGAGUGAAGUGGACCUGGGACGGGGCAAAAGAAAAAAGCAACGAAGAGCCCUUAGCUCAAGUCCGGAAAGUGUGCAGCGACUACCACUUCCACCGCCCUCUAUGAUGAAAAAAGCACAGAAGAGGGAUGGGAGACGUAUUCACAAGCAGUCAUCACAUGCAUCAACAUCUAGGGCUAAUGAUCCCAAUGUUUGCAGUGAUCAAGGCGCAGUGCAAUGUGCACAAAUGUGUGCUAGCGAGACUUCAGAAUCUGAGGGUGAGGCUGAGUCUGGAGGUGAACAAGAUGCAAUGCAAGAAUCAUCAGGCAUUAAAAGAUCGUUCACAGCUCACUCUUUGAUGAAAAGAGCAAGCCAAAUGGGAAAUACACAGUGCAACAAUGAGAAGUGGCAUUCAAGUCAGUCUGUUGCACCUAUUUCAGAUGAUGGUAAGCAUUUAAGAAUUCAUAUUAAGCCAGAGGUUUCAUGUGUUAGAGGAUUCAUCAUUGCUUUCCAUGUGUAA